Messenger RNA from Cuscuta campestris, 2403 nucleotides. Lineage: Eukaryota; Viridiplantae; Streptophyta; Magnoliopsida; Solanales; Convolvulaceae. The record is from the annotation of a GenBank genome assembly.
GACUGAGAUUCGUCGCCGGAAGUUGUAGAAUCGAUGAGCGUUUCGGGCAGAGGAGCAUCUCCGUCGACGGAGGCGGCCGAGCCGCUUUACUCGGCUGGGAAGAUAUCGGUGUGGUGGGACAUAGAGAACUGCCAAGUCCCGGUGAACUGCGACCCGCACGCCAUCGCGCAGAACAUUAGUUCCGCGCUGGUGGCGAUGAACUACCGCGGACCUGUUUCCAUUUCCGCUUACGGCGACACGAAGAAGAUCUCAUCGUCGACUCAACACGCCCUUAACAGCACCGGAAUCGCUCUGAACCAUGUCCCCGCUGGUGCUAAAGAUGCAAGCGACAAGAAGAUUCUUGUGGAUAUGCUGUUUUGGGCAGUGGAUAAUCCUGCCCCUGCGAAUUAUUUGUUGAUAUCUGGCGAUCGAGAUUUUUCUAACGCUCUCCACCAGUUACGAAUGCGCAGAUACAAUAUUCUUCUAGCACAACCUCAAAAUGCUUCUGCAGCUCUUGUUGCUGCAGCAAAGAAUGUAUGGCUAUGGACAAGUCUUUUAUCAGGAGGCCCACCCCUUCCUAAGAGCGAGUUCAAUCAAUUAACUAUGGCAGAUAGUGUUUCCAUUCAUUCAAAUCAAUCCUCUGCUAAGCAGCCUGAAAGUCUUCAUUAUGCUAACAAUAAUGAGAAAGAUUCCAACAGUUACCAGCUCUAUGGGAAAGAGAGUGUGACGUCAACUUCAUCCACAACCCGUUCUGACUAUGACUAUGUGCUCAGCCAAGGGGAGGUUAUUAUGCGUGCUUUGGAUACGCUAAAAAGGGAGAUGCUUAUGCCAACUGAAGAAAACAUCACCGAUUGCAUUCGUUUUGGAGACCCACGUUAUCGUGACACUAAUGUUCAGAAGGCUCUUGAGAGUUCACUAAAACAUCAGAUGGAAUAUUCAACAGAAAUCUGGGAUAAAAUCUAUAAAUUCAUAUCAUCCACUGUUGGAAAAUCUGCUCUGUUGGCUACUCGAAGCAGGUAUGAAGCAGCAACUGUUUUAAGGGACAAUAGUUUAAAAGAGUUUACCCUUGGUGAAUUACUUAAGAUCUUGCACGUGAUUUCAUCCGAAGCCCCCAAGAAACUGAUGGAAACUUGCCCAAUCUCCUUGGAUUUGGACUCUUCUUUGAAGCUGUUCAAAUGGGCUUCCCUUCAGAAGCAGUUUCGCCACACCGCAGAUACAUAUCACGCCAUAAUCUUGAAACUGGGCAUGGCCGGAAAAGCAGGCGUUGUUGGAUGCGGGGAUAGAUUUGGGGAAUCACUUGUGGUUUUGGAUGAAAUGUUUGGCUCCGGGUGCGAACCAAAUCUGAGUUUUUAUGCUUCCAUACUGCCCAUAUUUUGUGAAAUGAAUGAGUUAGAGGUGGGAAUGAGGUUGUUUGGAAUGAUGAGAUCUUCAAAGAUUUCUCCAAGUGCAUCAAUGUAUGGGUCUAUGGUACAAUGCCUGUGCAAGAAUCUUCUCGCGGACGAAGCUUUAGAACUACUUGCAGAGAUGAUUGGUAGUCAUCUCAUUCCAGAUGAGUCUGUGUUCACUAGUGUAAUUGAUGUGUUGUGUAAAACCCAAAGAUUGGGAGAGGCUAGGAAGUUAUUGGAAGAUUAUAAGAUGGAUGAUGCUCUCAAGUAUCUAUGCAAGAUGGUCGUUUUGUCGGUUGAUCCAAACGCCGAUACUUUUUCUGCCCUUAUCAUCGGCAAAUGCUUAUCGGACGAAUGCGAAGAAGCCCUAACACUGUUCCACAAAGUUUGGGACAAAUCAUGGGUUCUUGACGCCGUGUCAUAUGGUAAACUGAUCGAUUGUCUAUGCCGAGGGAAAAGGUAUGAAGAAGCUGCAGAAGUGUUCUCCCUAAUGUCUAGCAAAAGCCUUCCUCUCAACUCUGCAUCAUUUGGGAUGCUUAUCAAGGGCAUUUGUGGAAACAAAGUACAAAUUCUUCAUGGGCUCUCUAAAAGAAAUAACGUGGACGAAUCGUCUGUUUAUAACACUUUGAUCAACAGCCUUUGGAGAGGAGGGUACAGAGUAGAGGCCACUAAAUUGCUGGAGUCGGUAGGUUUUUCAUCGGAUUCUUCGGGGAAGGGUUGGGUUCCCAAUGCGUAUACUCAUGCGGUGUUAAUGGGGUCUUUUGUGGAAGAUGGAAAACCUACCGAAGAAUCCGAUGCUUGUGAGGACAGAGUUAGUAGCAUACUUGCUGAGGGGUUAGCAGAUUGUGAUUAACCAUUUUAAAGAUCAAAUAAACCUAACUGACAUUUUUUGAGAGCUUUGGUUUUGAACACUGUCUGAGAUUGUGAGUUUAGCUGCCAAAUAUAACUGUGAGUUGUGCUCUAUAUAGGAUGCUUGGAGUUGCGUUCGAAAAACUGUUUUUGAGUUUUUGAUUAAUCAAAAUACAGCUUAACGUGUUUG